This is a messenger RNA of Paraglomus brasilianum, 654 nucleotides long. The record is from the annotation of a GenBank genome assembly. NCBI's taxonomy places the organism in Eukaryota, Fungi, Glomeromycota, Glomeromycetes, Paraglomerales, Paraglomeraceae.
AUGGAUUGGUUCGAUGAACUGCAACAGUUGCUUAAUGCUGCCGCAUCCAUAACUUAUCAACCAAUGCAGCAGGAAUACGUGGAUAGCUCAUCAUUGUAUGGAGAUGUUCUGAUAAACUCUCAACAAUAUUAUCAACUAUCGCUCAACCCUUCACAAUUGCCUACUAAUGUGUAUGUGUUUACCUCUGGUGAUCUGCCAACGUAUCCUAUUUUGCAAUCAACAAACGAACAACAAAUGGCGGCAUAUAUAGAUAAUUCGAUUCAGCAACAGAACGACACUCUGUCUACUAGGCAAAACCUGCUUACGCAUCGGCAACAACGGUGGUUGUCGCAGCACCCGUAUUCGAGACAGCGUGAAGUACAAACACCAAACAAAUUUUUUACGCCGCCGAUGCAAUCUGAACAUCAAUUGGACAGACAAAACUCGGUUCAAAACAUGCUUGGUGUUUUUCCAAUCGAGCAAUCAGAAUCGGAGUAUGUUCAAUCACAGGUCUAUCCACCAACGGGUAAUCCAAGUAUGUCUCAGUCACAAGGAGACAUUCACCAAGUUUCUCAACCACAAAACAACUUUCAUCAAUUAGGAAACGGGUUUCCAGAUAAACCUUCCCAGAUGGAAACUGAUGAGCGAUCUUUGCAAUCUCAAAAAUUAGAAUAG